This is a messenger RNA of Gadus morhua (Atlantic cod), 3466 nucleotides long. RefSeq names its product leucine rich repeat containing 49 (gene lrrc49). The record is from RefSeq and is a predicted model, not a curated record. The coding region runs from base 922 to 3315 and encodes 797 amino acids. Gene Ontology annotation, molecular function: protein binding. NCBI's taxonomy places the organism in Eukaryota, Metazoa, Chordata, Actinopteri, Gadiformes, Gadidae. The transcript has 18 exons.
GUGUGUGUGUGUGUGUGUGUGUGUGUGUGUGUGUGUGUGCGCGCGCGCAUGUUUGUGUUUGUUUGUGCUGUGUCGGUUUUUAGAUACAUGUUACAUGCCUCUGCGUUGUCUGGAAUCAGAAUCUCCGGUUGAAUUUUUUUCCAUCUUUAUAUUGUCUGUUCUAUUUCGAACAGCAGUGGGAUUUGAAAUAGAAGACGUAAUGAUGUAAUGUUCUGCAACAUGGUAGCAUGCUUCAAGCAUUGGGUCAAAGUACUACAUGUGUGCAGUAGUGAGUAGGCCUAGUCGAUAGGUCAACAUGACACAGAGUAGUUCGACUAAUAAGCCUAUAUCUAUAUCAAUCUAUAUCCACACAUAUCUGUGUAUCUAUAUUUAGGCAUAUCGUUCUUCAUACACUAUCAUAAAGGCUCGACAUUUUAUAAGGUAUUUACAUUUUUUGAAGUUAAGGUUUUUGUAUUCAAAAACACGGGAUGAACACCGCUUGAACCGAAUGACCCAAAGUGAUCAUAGUGAACACGGUGAUCAUAGUGAACACGGUUAUUAUAGUGAUGUUAGCGAACAGAAUUGAUGCAGUGAUUAUGGUGAGCAGAAUGAAACACAGCUUGAACACGCCACCGGGAGCGACAUGACGUUGCCACGGCAACCGAUCACCACUCUGCCCUGUUCAGCUUUGUAACAUCCGAGACACGGGGGUAAGUGUUUAGUUACCGUAAAUAACCGUCUAUCUACUUCUGUUUUACCGGGACGUUGGUCGAAGACGGCUCAAAUCGUGAUCUGAUAAGCUAAGUUAAACUCUGAUCACUUCAGAUCACUUCAGAUCAAACUUUUACUUUGAAGGCGCGGCUGAAGUAGGCCAGAGAAGCGUUUGAUGUUAUUGUCCGUCGAGCUCACGAGGCAAAGGACCACCUGUUUGAAGACAGUAGGAUGCGAGCUCAUAGGCAAACCACGGGGGUCCACCCCGAAGGCAUGUCCCUCACACCGAUGGUCAACAGGUAUAAACUGCACCUGGCAGCGGUGAAGUCUCUGGUCCCGGAGAAGCUGCACAGGACAGCGAAUCUUAAUGAGGAGACAGACCCUCGGUUCUGUGACCCUACAGGAGAGAGAAACACUCACCCCUCACUGACAAAGAACUACUCAAAAACAGACCAGCGGUCCGCCGGGGGCCGGAGGAGGCCAGAGGCCCCAUCGGUGCUCCUCCUGGCUGGGAGGUGUUUGGACUCCGUCCACGGAGGCGCCUCAGACCUCCAGCCCAACCCCGGUGACAGGCCGAGAAGGCCGGCCCAGAGUGCAGGAUAUAGGAAGGAUGGCAGCACCUUCCCCCCUCCUAGACAAUCAGGUGAUUGGGAAGAGAUGGACGAGGGUUCGUUACACAGGCUCCCCAGUACCUUGUUGUCCCGGGAGGUUGUGGGGUCCAGCUCUGAGCGGAUUGAUCUGGACAGGCGCUGUCUGGACGCGUGCCCCCAGCUGGGCUGUAUGGACGGGCUGCGUCUGCUCAACCUGCAGCACAACCGGAUCCCCAGGGUGCUGCACCUCUCCCAGCUGCAGCGGCUGGUGUUUCUGGACCUCUACCACAACCAGCUCUGUGACAUGGCCGGCCUGGAGGGCCUGCUCUCCCUCAGGGUGCUGAUGCUGGGCCAGAACAGAAUCCGUAAACUGAGUUGUCUGGAAAACCUGUCCAAACUGGAAGUUCUGGAUCUGCAUGCAAAUCAGCUCACCAGGAUAACCAACGUGUCCCACCUGGGCCGGCUGCGCCUUCUCAACCUGGCAGGAAAUGACAUCAGCCGCGUGGAGAACCUGCAAGGUCUGGACUCCCUCACUGAACUCAACCUCCAACGCAACUGCAUCUCCUCUGUGACGGAGCUGGAAACCCUUCCCUGCCUGCAGCGCCUCUUCCUCAGCUGGAACAACAUCAGCAGCUUGGCAGGGAUCGCCUGCCUCGGAGACUCCUGCCCCCUCUCUGAGCUCACCCUGGAUGGGAAUCCUGUAGCCCUGGAGACAUGGUACAGACAGGCCGUCCUACGCUGUGUGCUUCACCUCAAACAGCUGGACAUGAAGCGGAUCACAGACGAGGAGCGGCGUAUGGCUGCUGUCCAGGCUCGGAGAGAGGACGAGAAGAAGAAGGAGACGCACAAGCAGGCGGUUCAUAAGGAGAAGCGGCGGCUGGCCAUCCGUAACGCGGCCCAGCAGUGGGAGGGGGUCCGGGCCAGCCUGGAGCCCCCCCCUCCCAAUGGAGCCAAGGAGGAGGUCAGUCCGGAGAACAGCCCCGCCCACAGCCCCGCGCAGACCAAUGGCAUCGCCCAGGAGCCCUCCCCGGACGAGCCAAAGCGGGUCAGCCCCCUGUCAGGACCCGAGAAGCCUACCAUUGCUAGUGAGAACCGACUCCGCGUGCCCAGCCGUCCCAACAGCCCCCGAGACCCCAAGCUACUGGAGGCCGGCUCCGCGGUGCAGAUCCUGUCGCUGUCGGAGCAGCACCUGGCGGAGCUGGACGGGGACACGUUGCGGCUGGUGGGCCCCGGGGCCCUGGAGGCCCUGGAGCGCGGCUGGGGCGCGCAGACCGCUGGCGCCGUCUGCACCAUCACCUUCCGCUACGUCCAGUUCGACGCCAUCGUGCCCACGCUGCCCCGCAUACGAGUCAAGUUCCCCAACCUCACGCACCUGGUCUUCAUGGAGACCAACCUGAGCCGGCUGGUCCAGCUGGCGGCUCUGGCCCAGCUUAGGCGGGUGGAGCAGCUCACCAUCCACCCCGAGGGGAACCCGGUGGCCGCCCUGGCCCUGUGGCGCCCCUUCCUCAUCUACCGCCUGCACCACUUCAACCUGCAACGCCUCAACGGCCUGGAGGUGACCAUGAAUGAUGUCAUAGCGGCGGAGCGAGUGUUCGGGACCCUGGGUCUGGUGGCCGCCACCGAGACGCCGCGCUGCCGCCUGCUGCUGCUGCUGGAGGAGUCCCGGAAGCGGCAGCUGCAGUUUCACCUGGAGGGGCGUGGCCGGCGGCCUGGCCAGAGCCCAGAGGAGCUGAGGGAGAACGGGAAGCUGCUGGGGGAGGGGCUUAGCCGGGCGCUGUUCAACUACCCGUGCCGGGACGGCGCGAGCGACAGCUCCGAGGAGGGCGCUGUGGAGCCGUCGGAGCGUGCCGCCAACACCCAGCAGUACCUGCAGGAGCUGGUCCAGCGGGCGUCCGACACCCACCUGAAGGGAGAGGCGCUGCACAAGCUGUGGCCCUCUCUGUUUGUGGAGAUGGUGAGGGACUGCGUGUUGGACAUGAGGGACCGGCCGUCCUACCGCCAGGCCUGCCUCCUCAGACUGUCCCACAGCAAGUGAAUGGGGCCGGCCAUGUGGAGCCAUACAUCAACACACACACACACACACUGACUGUAACAUACACAAAUGACACGCUGAGACACACACGGGGAGACACAGACACGAAGAGACACACACACACACAUACACACACGGAGAGACACACACACAC